Messenger RNA from Loxodonta africana (African savanna elephant), 3174 nucleotides. It is a transcript of the gene PINLYP, whose product is annotated as phospholipase A2 inhibitor and LY6/PLAUR domain containing. The transcript is spliced from 6 exons. Bases 689 to 1327 code for a protein of 212 amino acids. Gene Ontology annotation, cellular component: extracellular region. Lineage: Eukaryota; Metazoa; Chordata; Mammalia; Proboscidea; Elephantidae. The record is from RefSeq and is a predicted model, not a curated record. Gene Ontology annotation, molecular function: phospholipase inhibitor activity.
UUGCGCAUGCUCAGUUGCGCCUUUAAGGCGCGGAGUGGCGAGGACCCAGCAACAAGCUUUUCUCUAGCCCCGCCUCUCUCUGACCCCACUGCUCUAACCUCUCCUCCCGGUGACGUUUACAUCCUGCUUCCUGGGCGCCUAGCAACUGGAGCGGCCUCCGGGAUUGGUCCCCAGGAGAAAUUCGCCAUUCUCAUUGGACAAUGCGAUCACCGCCCAAACUGAAGCCUAAACACAAGACAGCCAACCUGAGUUGGAUUUUCGCGGGGAGCCUAAUCGGCUCCCUUGGCUACACGCACACACACACGCACACACAGCUUAGAGUACUCCCACCCACGCCUCAGUUCCCCAAUGUGACCUGUGAGCAUCUGUCUCCUGCCACGCCCACGCUAGCCGCGGACAGGCACCCCUCUGCUCGGUCCGCAACAGACCCAGGCGUGCAGCCCUGGGCGGGGUCGGCGCCAGAGAAAGCCCGGACAUAAAGAAGGGAGCAUGAGCCAAGUGCUAGAAGGAAAAGGGAAGGAGGACAAGUCGCCUGGGUCCUGCAGAACAAGCAUGGACAUGCUGGGCACUCCCAGGUGGGGCCCCACCCAUGCUAGGUGCCUCCUUGGGAAGGUGAAGGUGGGUCUGGACCCGCCCCUCCUCAGCUUCCUAUAAGGGCUGGGGACACGGGACUACAGGUUCACACACCAUGAGGACCUCUGCUGGACCCAGGGCCUUCCUGCUGACCUUCACGCUGCUCUGCACCCUUCUGGGUCUCGGAUGCCCACUAAGCUGUGAGGUGUGCAAGGGCCCUGGGCCCACGUGCAACGGAAAAAUGAAGACAUGCGAGGAUGGCAAGGACGCGUGCGUAGUCGUCGUGGGGGAGUCGAGCACAAAGGGACGUCAGUCGGUGAACACCUACAAGGCCUGCAUGAAGUUCAAAGACUGCUACUCCGGCUUCGUGUCCACCACCGUGGGCCCCAAGGACUACAUGGUUUCCAAUGCAUACUGCUGCCAGAGCGAUGGCUGCAACCAAGGCUCCAUACCCUCUCCCCAAAACAAUCGAACCGAGAAUGGCCUCCAGUGCCCAGCCUGCAUUGCGCCCUUCCAGGAGACUUGUCCUGGGACCCAGGCAGCCCGCUGUGUUGGCCAGGAGACCCACUGCAUCUACUUUGCUGGCAAUGUGCAGGCUGGAAUCAUCAACACCAAAUUUGCUACUCGGGGCUGUGCUACAGAGAGUGCGUGCUACACCAAGGCUGAGUCUGAGGUGCCCUCAGCCUCCUAUCUCUACUUCCUCCACCGAGCAGACUGCCUUCCAGCACCCCAGCCUCCUGGCAGGGCUGAGUGAAGAACUGAGGAAUAGGUGGCUUGAGGCCGCCAUUUGUUCCCAGCCUGCAGUUCCCCCAUGUGCCUGUAAAUUAAAAUGUUAGCAGAGCAAGGCUCGAUUCUUUGUGAUGUGACCAAGAAUAGAAAAAUAGGCCUCUCAGCCCUUGGGUACUCUCCCUUUGUGAGGAAGAGAGAGAAGGCUGUGCCUUUUAUUAACCAGUUAUUCCCUGCCGGGCCCCUCUGCUGAGCUUUCAUUCUCACAAUAACUGUAUGAAGUUGACAUUAACCCCAUUUGACAGAUUAACAAACUGUGGUACAGACUGUGGAAGUCACUUGCCCUGGGUCAAACAGCUAGGGAGAGUCAGAGGCCUAAUCUGCACCCAACUCUGUCAGACUCCAGAGUCCAUAGUCACCUCUGCUGAUUAACUUCUCCCUCUUUUUGCCUCAGGUUUCAUGUCUGCAAAAUGUGGAUAUUUAAUAGUGACAACCUCACAGGAUGGUUGUAAGAGUCAAAUGAAAGAAAACUUAAAAAGCACUUAGUGCAGUGCCUAGCACCUUUAAAACAAUGUAGGCUUUAGAGAUGGUAUGUCUGAGUAAAUAAUAAUCAUCCUAAAAGCUGCCACUUACCAAGUGGCAAUUAGUUGUCAGGUGGUAAACAUUGGCACCAUUCAGGACAGACUAGAUUAUACAAUGGCAACAAAUAAGCCCCUAAUCUCCAUGGUUUAAGAUAACAUGUAUUAGGGAACUAAUGCUGCAAUAAUGCUGUGUAACAAACCAUUCCAAAACAGAGACAUAUAACAAGCCUUUUUCUUUGUAUGGGUUUGUGGGUGUAAAAAUGGUGACGUGGGGACAGUGUCAGGCCUCCUUGUCUAACUUCACAGGGGGUAAGGAGAAUCAAGAUCAACAGCCCAAGGCUGAUUCCUAUGAGGCGUAGGUCAGAAAAACCUCCUCUCUCCAAGCUUUUUACCAAUUCUGACACCAGCUGUCCCUCCUACAAUGCUCUCUACUUCUGCUGGGUUUGAUAAUUCAUAGCAAUGGUCACAUAGAACUCACAGACCGUAUUCAGUUAUGGGGCUUAUUAGGGAAGUAACAGGUUACAUACAAUUCAGGGUCAGAAACAACUCAGGAUACAGUUCUUUGGUCAAGACAGCCUCUCGGCAGGUCUCUCCUGGCCUUUGGCUUCUCCAUCCUCUUGGGCUGACCCAGCCUUGGCCCUCUGCCCUGCACAGGCAAGCGUUGCAAAGCUCUUUAGCUCUAGGGAUAAGCACCAAGAGGCAUCCCACUCCACCAGCAAGCCUCCUGCCAGAAGGUGCCCAACUCUUUUGCUCCAUGGGUUGGCCAGCCUAGCUCCACCAAGUGCUUGGAGGCACACCACUCUGCCAGUAAGCCUCCUGCCUGAAGGUACUCAGCUUUCUCGCUCCUGGGUCAGUAGGCACACCUUUGUAGCCACCUCACUCCGAGAGCAGGAAAGCCCACUGCAUUGUCUCAUGCUGGUCUCCUGGUCCUGCUGCCAUAGUUUCUCUGCGGCCACUUCUCACCAUCUCGUGUUACAGCUCUCUGUCUUCUGGGUCUAGGAGGUUCUCAGGGCAGGGUCCCCAGGUCCAAAGGAUGUGUUCCACUCUUGGCUCUUUCUUGGUGGCAGUGAGAUCCCCCUCUGCUCUGGGAUUGGCUCUUUUUUAAGCCUAGUGGGAUGGCAAAACUGACCAGUCCCCUCAUUAAGGUUUCAUGCAUCUUAUUUGCAUGGUCCCACUCCCACAGGGGUUCCAUGCACCCUAUUUGCAUUAUUAUAGAGUAAGGAAAAGGCAAUCUUUCAUGAAUGGGCACGUGUUUAAAAAAAUCCAUUCCUCUUCCCUCACCACCCCUGCGCCC